AUGGUGGCAGACAAUGGAUCAUUCAUCAUACGACUGCCACGACAUCUUGGGGCCAACUGGUACGAAAGCGUGGCGAUCCUGUAUGUUUCGGGGGAGCCAUCCAUUCACCUUCUUUCCUCUCCUGGAUCUGUUCCUCCAUUCCUUGCGGCCUCACACUUGAACUCUCUCCAGGAGCACGAUACGUUGUCGCUUGUGAUUCAAACCACGCCUUCAUUUGGCCUACGUUUUGCAACUUUUGUUACUGGUGCAACACCCUACCGCCCAUUCAUCAUCAGUGGGGACAUUUUAGCGUGGAGGGAUAGUAUCCCUCAUAUGCAGAAUUCCAGGGUGGAGGGUGACUUGGAUUCACUGUGGCUCGAGUUGCUGUCUCACAGACUUUCAAUAAGUUUGACGAGGCGACUAGCAUACAUUCGAGAGUAUCGAGAGUUACUCGGCGCCCCCAACCCGAAAUUGUGGCUCAAUGACACAUUGAAACUCAUUCUCCCAAUUGAAUAUCAUCCGAUCCUUUUCAGUAUGAACCUCCGUGACAGGCGAAAUGAAUGGUAUGGGGAUCGAGUGAUGGGAGGUAAAGAUUUCAUCUACUUCCCUCGUGCCAGCAAGGACGGGACACGAUUCUUAAUUCAGGGCCGCACGAGAGCCCCAAUCGUCGUUGAUAGUAGCCAAAUCAUUUAG
Molecule: messenger RNA, 672 nt
Organism: Cantharellus anzutake
Lineage: Eukaryota; Fungi; Basidiomycota; Agaricomycetes; Cantharellales; Hydnaceae
Exons: 2
Coding region: 1-672 (223 amino acids)
Source: RefSeq, a predicted model, not a curated record